AUGCUAACUCGUCUUUUUCUCGUCAUCACCAUCAUCAAUUUUUCUUUCUCCAUCGGUGCAAAACAAAUCAAAAAAGAUCUUGGCACAGUGAUCGGUAUCGAUCUGGGAACGACCUAUUCCUGUGUGGGUAUUUUUAAAAACUGCCAUGUUGAAAUUAUUGAAAAUGAUCAAGGCAACCGAAUUACACCAUCGUGUGUUGCCUUUACACCCGAUGGCGAACGAUUAAUUGGUGAUGCUGCCAAGAAUUUACUUACAUCCAAUCCUGAAAGUACAAUAUUCCAUGUCAAGCGACUCAUUGGUCGUAAAUUUAACGAUUCAUCCGUUCGACAGGACAUCAAACAUUUUCCAUUUUCCGUAAUGGAAAAGAAUGGAAAACCGAUUGUCAAAGUAAAUACACGUUAUGGUGAAAAAUUAUUUACACCCGAAGAAAUUUCGGCAAUGAUACUUGGCAAAAUGCGUGAGAUUGCUGAAGCAUAUCUCGGAGAGAAAGUGAAAAAUGCUGUUGUGACUGUACCUGCCUAUUUCAAUGAUGCUCAACGACAGGCAACGAAAGAUGCUGGCACAAUCGCGGGUUUGAAUGUCAUACGAAUUAUCAACGAACCGACCGCAGCAGCUAUUGCAUAUGGUUUGAACAAAUUGAACGAGAAGCAGGGAGCGAAGAAUGUUCUUGUUUUUGAUUUGGGCGGUGGAACAUUUGAUGUUUCAAUUCUGACACUAGAUAAUGGUGCUUUCGAAGUACUCGCUACUAAUGGUGAUACUCACUUAGGCGGUGAAGAUUUUGAUCAACGUGUUAUGGAACAUUUUAUUCAAUUAUUCAACAAGAAAACGGGCAAAAAUAUAGCAAAAAAUAUCCGUUCGCUAGAAAAGCUCCGUCGUGAAGUUGAAAAAGCUAAGAGAACAUUGUCAUCAGAACAACAAUCAAAAGUUGAAAUUGAAUCAUUUUCUCUGAAUGACGAUUUUAGUGAAAUAUUAACACGUGCUAAAUUUGAAGAACUCAAUAUCGAUUUGUUCCGUUCGACAAUGCUACCUGUACAAAAUGUCAUGAAAGAUGCCAAGUUGAAGAAAUCGGAUAUUGCCGAAGUUCUUCUCGUCGGUGGAUCGACGAGAAUACUUAAAAUACGACAAAUUCUCAAAGAUUAUUUCGAUGGAAAAGAACCAUCACGUGGUAUCAAUCCAGAUGAAGCUGUAGCUCAUGGUGCAGCUAUACAAGGAGGUAUACUGUCGGGCGAAAAGUGCACUGAAGAUAUUGUCGUCAUAGAUGUUAAUCCACUGACGAUGGGUAUUGAGACUAAGGAUGGCAUUAUGUCAAAUAUUAUUCCACGAAAUAGUGAAAUUCCAAUAACGAAGAUGAAACCUUUUACAACCACUGUCGACAAUCAAGCUGCAGUGGCCAUUCGGGUGUUCGAAGGUGAACGAACGAAGACGAAAGACAACCAUUUUUUAGGCGAAUUCGAUCUGACUGGUAUUCCACCAGCGCCACGAGGUGUACCUCAAAUUGAUGUCACCUUUGAUAUCGAUGUCAAUGGCAUUCUCAAUGUCACUGCUGAAGAUAAGAAUUAUGGCAAUAAAGAAAACAUUGUCAUUAAUUCGAAGACAAACCGAUUGUCAUCCACAGAAAUUGAGCGAAUGAUCAAAGAUUCGGAAAUAUUUGCAGAAGAAGACAAAAAACUUCGGCUUCGAGCAGAUGCCAAGAGUAAACUUGAAUCCUAUGCCUAUUCACUGAAAACUCAAAUGGCCGAUAAGACGACAAUCUUCGGGGAGUUAUCAUCGACAGAGAAGACAAAUAUUGCAAAUGCAGUUGAACAAGAAAUCAAAUGGGUUGAUUCGAAUCCAAGUGCCAAAAUCGACGAACUUCAAACGCACAAAAAAACAACUUGA
Didymodactylos carnosus is the source of this 1878-nucleotide messenger RNA. The record is from the annotation of a GenBank genome assembly. Lineage: Eukaryota; Metazoa; Rotifera; Eurotatoria; Philodinida; Philodinidae.